Molecule: messenger RNA, 2022 nt
Organism: Adineta steineri
Lineage: Eukaryota; Metazoa; Rotifera; Eurotatoria; Adinetida; Adinetidae
Source: the annotation of a GenBank genome assembly
AUGAGUAGUGGAGAUACCGUUCGUGAUCAAUUUUCUGCCUUACAAAGACAACAAAAAGAACGUCUUAAUCAAUUACAAGAAAAAUCAACAAAGAAAAAAGUGCCAACAAUUGAUGCAAGUAAUUCAAUGAAUUUUGAAGUUGAUUCUGGUCCAUUUCCACAUGAAGAAAAUAAUAAUGUCAUUGCAUCUAUUAUCGCUGUUCAACAAGAAAAUCAAAGUGAACAACUUCGAGAAUUACGUGAUGAAAAUGGUCGUCUACGAAAACUUCUAGCUGAAAAAGAUUAUGAAAUUGAUUAUUUACGUCGUAUACAAGAAGAAGAACGUCAAGCAUUCACAGGUCCUAAUGCAAUUGGUGGCGAUGCGAUAGCAACGAAAGUUGUUGAUUUAUCAAAAAAGAAUAGAGAAUUAUCUGCUGAAUUAGAAAGUGAACGAGCAAAAUUAAAAAAAUUAUCAAUUAAAUGUAAAGAAUUAGAAUUAAUGACUAAAAAUGCCAAUGUCGAUGUACGACAAUCUUCAGCUCCUGUUGAUGAAAAUAAAACAGAAAAAGAAAUGAAAGAGUUACGUGAUAAACUAAAAGAUUUACAAGCUCGUCAUACAGAAGCUAAAUCUCAACUUGAUAUUUCAAAACAAGAACUAAAAAAAACUCAAAAGGCAUUAGAAAAAGAAGUUGGUGAUACAGUCAAUAUUCAAGCAAUAUUAAAUGGUACAAGUAAUUGGCGUGGUCGUCAACAACAAAUAAUAGCUUUACAAGAAAAAUUAAAUGAAUUCAAAGCACGAGCAACUCGAAGUUCAAGUCCUAGUUUAAAUGAAGAUUGGGAUGGUAAUUUAUUAGGAUCAAAAUAUGAUGAAACAUCAUCAUCAAGUGCUCAACAACGUCAUCGUGAUGAAAUACGUCGUAUGGAACGCGAGCGAAAAGAUGUACUUGAACAACAAAAACAAGAACUUCAAACAUUACGUACUGAACAUCAGACAUUAAAAGAUAAAUUUGAACAAUCAAAAACUCGUAAUACAGUUUUAUCGAAUGAAGUUAAAACAUUACGUGAACAAUUGAAAGCAUCAUUAGAAAAAAGUAAACAUGAUGAUGAACUUGUUGAUGUAUUACUUAAACAACAACAACAAAUGAAAACAACACAAGAACAAAUACAAAAAGAUCUUGAUGUUAAAUCAAAAAUUACUACAGAAGUCGAACAAACAAAUAAACUUGAUCAAAUGAAACAAGCAAAUAUGGUUAAACAAUUACAAUUAAUUGUUGAUCAAAAAGAGAUGAAAAUUCGUGAACUUGAAAUGCAUUUAGAUGAAAAUAGAAUAAAAUAUGAAAGAGACAAUAGUGAUGCACGUUUAUCAAAUGGUAAACUUAAUGAUUCACUUGCAUUCGUUAAUAUUACUAGCCGACAUACUCCAGUACAAAGUGUUACUGUAGCACCUAUGCAAUUAACUGCAUUAAAACAAUCGUCAACAACAGAUGCAGUUCUGAGUCGUUUAGAAAAAAGUGGAUUUACGACUUCUUUAAAUAAUCGACCAUCAAGUGCAGUUAAUAUCAAACGAUCUUCAGAUGAUAAAGAUCUUCAAUGUAUGAAUGCUGCAUUAGAAGUUGAACGAAGUCGUCUUGUUGAAUUUAUUCAAACAUUACAAAAACGUCUUGAUACUUCUAAUGCACAUCAUGUUGAACAAGAAAAUAAACUGAUUGAACAACGUAAAAUGAAUGUUCGUCUAGAAAAAGAAAUGGAAAAAAUUAAACUUGAUUUAAAUAAUGUUAAAAAUCGAACAGUUAAAGGACGUGGAGCAGUUCCAUUAUCAAAAUCAUCAUCAACACAGUCGAAUAAUCAUGAAACAAUUGAAGAACUUGAAAUGCGUUUAACACUUAAAACAGAUGAAAAUGAUGCACUUAAAAAUGCACUUAAAUCAAUGUUAGAUGCAAAAGAAGAAGAUUUAAAAUUAUAUAAUGAAACAAUACAAUCAGUUAAAGAUAUUUUUUUACAAGGAAUUCAACAUUAUAAACCUUUACAAACUACAACAGACUAA